AUGGAGGCUGCGACGCUUUAUGUUUUAAAUGAAGAAGGACUUAGCAGUGAAGUACUAUUUAGCAUUUGUUCUAAACUUGAACAGAUAGAGUCACUACAACUUAUUGGAUGUGAUCUCCAUGCAGAUGGCUUAACAUCUUCUAUAGUUAACUUCUUUCUUAUAACAAGGGUACAUUUUGUUUGUUCUCGAUCCAAUUCUAUAGACAAUGCAAAGAAAGAAAAAUCAAAACUUCAUAGAAAGUCUGCAAAGUUAGUUUAA
This is a messenger RNA of Macrosiphum euphorbiae (potato aphid), 258 nucleotides long. The record is from the annotation of a GenBank genome assembly. Lineage: Eukaryota; Metazoa; Arthropoda; Insecta; Hemiptera; Aphididae.